Paramecium pentaurelia is the source of this 1428-nucleotide messenger RNA. NCBI's taxonomy places the organism in Eukaryota, Ciliophora, Oligohymenophorea, Peniculida, Parameciidae. The record is from the annotation of a GenBank genome assembly.
AUGAAACAUCAUGCUAAAUUAUUAAUCCUAUGUUCAUUCAAUUCUAUUGGAUAUUAGUUAUUAGAUCAAAAAAUAGAAGAGUAUCUUAAAACUAAUCAAGAGGAAAUAGUUCUAUAUUUGGUAGGAACACCUAUUACAUAUCUAAAAAUAUAUGAACAAAUAUUAUUUCAUCUUUAUGGGAGAAUAAAAUAAUAUCCUACCAAAUUCAUAGUGAUCUUUGAUAUAUUUAAUAAGGAAUUUAGAAACAAAUACCAAUUUGAUUUGGUAAUAAAUUUAGGAACUAAUUUAUAAGGAGAUUUCAAUAUUCAACUUAAAAUAAAUCAUGAAAUAUAAAAAAUCUAAUUUAAGUAAGAAGGUUAUACAGUAAAUCAAUUUAAAAGAGGUGCUAAUAGUGGUACUUUUGAUCAUUUACAUAUUGGACAUAAAGUGCUUUUAAGUUUAAGUUUAUUAGCUGUGAGUUAGCAUUUGACAAUAGGAAUAACUAGUGAAAUAUUAUUAUAAAAAAAGAAAUUAAGAGGUUUCAUAUAAUCAUACAACACUCGUGUUAGAUGUGUAAAAGAGUUUUGUUAAAUGUUCAGACCUGAUAUUGAAUUGUAGUUUUCUGAAUUGAUUGAUCCAAAUGGUCUAAAAGGAUAAUAUGAAAUAUUGAUUACCACAUAAGAUUGUUAAAAUUCUAUAGAGUAUAUAAAUAAUCUUAGAAAAUAAGAGAGUUUGAAUGAAAUAAAUGGAUACAUAAUGGGUAUAAUUGAAAAUUAGAAUCAUUAAGGGGAUGGUAAAAUAUCUUCAACAUAAUUUAGAGAAUAAAUCUCAUAAAAGAAUAGAUUAACAGAAUAUGAAUAUUUGGAACUUAGAACAGAAUGGUUAUCAGUGAGUAAUAAUCUAUAUUGGUUUGAAUCUAUUCUAGUAGAUUAUUAUUCAUAACCUUAAAGGUAUUAUCAUACAUUAAGACAUAUUUAUGAUAUGUUAAAAUAAUUAAAAGGAAUUAAAAACAUUACAAAUGUUAAAUUGGCAACAUUCUUUCAUGAUAUAAUAUAUUAUCCAAAAAUUCAUGAUAAUGAAGAAAAAAGCUGUUUAUUAUUUUAAUAAUUUGCUAAAGAAGGUAAUAUUGAUACAGAGAUUGUGUCAAUUUUCAUUUUAUAAACAAAAAGUCAUUAAACAGAUGUACCAUUCUUACCUGAGGAUGAUUUAUCAGAUCUUAUGAUAUAUUUAGAUGCUGAUAUGUCUAUAUUAGAAUCUGAUGCAUAUCCUAUUUAUGCUUAAGAUAUAAGAAAAGAGUAUUCUCAUUUAUCAGAUUAAGAAUAUAAAACUAGUAGAAUUGCUGUUUUAUAAAAGUUCUUGUAAUCUAAAAUAUUUAAUCUGAGAAAUGAAGAAAAAGCAAGAAAAAAUAUAUAAGAAGAGAUUGAUAUAUUAUAAAAUUGGGUAGUGUGA